AUGAGAACAGGAUUCGCUAUUUCACUCGCAGUUGUUGGAGUUGUUGCUGCUGUUGCAGUCAUUGCUCUAAGUGAGACUCCAUCAUCUCAGUCUCUCUACACCGUUGACCAGGAUCACAUCGACUUCGUUCAUUUCAUGAGCAGAUUCGGCAAAGCCUACAAAUCAAAGGAAGAAUUUGAAAUGAGACUUUAACAGUACAAGUCAAACAUUGCUUUCAUCAACAACCACAACUCUCAAAACGAUGGAACCUCGUUCACCCUCGGACCUAACCAUCUUGCUGACUACACUCACGAUGAGUACAAGAAGAUGCUCGGAUACAAACCCAGAAACAAGACUGGAAAAGAAGUAUACUCGACACCAAACCUCAAGGAUAUUCCAGAUUCCAUUGACUGGAGAGAAAAAGGAGCAGUAAACGCUGUUAAGGACCAAGGCUAAUGCGGUUCAUGCUGGGCUUUCUCAACAAUUGCCUCUCUUGAGAGUAGAUACUUUAUUGAGACUGGAAAACUCUAAUCACUCUCAGAGCAGCAACUAGUUGAUUGCUCAAAGAACGGCAACGAAGGUUGCAAUGGUGGAGAUAUGGGUCUUGCCAUGGACUACAUUGCUUCUGCCGGCGGAGUCGAAACCGAAAAAGACUAUCCAUAUGUUGGAAAAGAUCAAACAUGCGCUUUUGAAGCUUCAAAGGAAGUUGCCACAGAUAAAGGCCACAUUAACAUUGUACCCGGUAAAUUCGCUACCUUAUAAGCAGCCAUUGCUGAAGGUCCAGUUUCAGUUGCCAUUGAAGCAGACAGUCUUUUCUUCUAAUUCUAUAGAAGUGGUAUCUUUGACAGCAGUUGGUGCGGAACCAACCUUGACCAUGGUGUUGCUGCUGUUGGGUAUGGUGUAGACAAUGGAAAAUAGUACUACAUUGUAAGAAAUUCAUGGUCAGAUUCAUGGGGACUAAAAGGCUACAUAAAUAUCAUUGCAAAUGGGGAUGGAAAUGGAAUGUGUGGUAUUCAAAUGGAACCAGUGGUCCCAUAACUUUGA
Stylonychia lemnae is the source of this 1023-nucleotide messenger RNA. The record is from the annotation of a GenBank genome assembly. Lineage: Eukaryota; Ciliophora; Spirotrichea; Sporadotrichida; Oxytrichidae.